This is a messenger RNA of Chiroxiphia lanceolata (lance-tailed manakin), 1802 nucleotides long. RefSeq names its product sialic acid acetylesterase (gene SIAE). Lineage: Eukaryota; Metazoa; Chordata; Aves; Passeriformes; Pipridae. Bases 92 to 1666 code for a protein of 524 amino acids. The record is from RefSeq and is a predicted model, not a curated record. The transcript is spliced from 10 exons. Gene Ontology annotation, biological process: carbohydrate metabolic process. Gene Ontology annotation, molecular function: sialate O-acetylesterase activity.
ACCGGAGGGUCCGGGGACACCGGGGGGCAGCGGGGGGGUACCGGGGGAUACCGGGGGCACCGGCGCCCUCACAGCCCGUUGUGCCCCCAGGAUGGCGGCGUUGGCGCUGCUGGCGCUGCUGGCUCAGGCUCCGGUGGCGGCAGGGGGGAUGCUCGGCUUUGCCUCCUACUAUGGUGACCACAUGGUGCUGCAGAGGGAGCCUGCGGGGGCCGUGCUGUGGGGCCGUGGGGAGCCGGGGGCCGAGGUGACCGUGACUCUCUCGGGGGCUGAGGGCCUCGUCAUCAUGAAGAAAACAGCACAGGUUAAAGGACCUUCUGGGACAUGGACAGCUGUCCUGGACCCGAUGGAUCAGGGUGGUCCCUAUGCACUGACGGCCAAGCAGGGCUCAGAGAACGUGACACUGCAGGACAUCUACUUUGGGGACGUGUGGCUUUGCAGUGGGCAGAGCAACAUGGCAAUGACAGUCCUGCAGGUGGCCAACGCCAGCCAGGAACUCGCCGCCGCCGCUCGCUAUCCCUACAUCCGCAUCUUUGCCGCGGCGCCUGCCCGCUCCGACGUGGAGCUGGAGGACCUGGAGCGGAUUGCCUUGCCGUGGUCCAUCCCCACAGCUGAAAACCUGGGCCACGGGAAUUUCACCUACUUCUCGGCCGUGUGCUGGCUGUUGGGGCGCUCCCUGUACGAGGCUCUGGGGUCCCCUGUCGGGCUGGUGGAGGCGGCCUGGGGGGGAACACCCAUCGAGGCCUGGUCCUCCCGCCAGGCUCUGCAGGCGUGUGGGCUCCCGGAGGACAUGGGGAGCACCUCCCCACACUGGCAUCUCUCCGGCCCACAAACGCCAUCCGUGCUCUGGAACGCCAUGAUCCACCCGCUGCUCAACAUGACCCUGCGGGGCAUCGCCUGGUACCAGGGUGAGGCCAACGCCUUCCUGCACACGGACCGGUACAACUGCACCUUCCCCGCGCUCAUCGCCGACUGGCGCCGCGCUUUCCACGCUGGAUCAGCCGGACAGACGGAGCCACUCCUCCCCUUCGGCUUCGUGCAGCUGUCCACCUACCGCCGUGAGAGCCCCGAUGACAGCUUUGCCCGGCUCCGCUGGCACCAAACAGCCGACCUGGGGGUUGUUCCCAAUGCCAGGAUGCCCGGCACCUUCAUGGCCGUAGCCAUGGAUCUGGGCGACGAGCACUCUCCCUACGGCAGCAUCCACCCUCGGGACAAGCAGAACGUGGCACACCGGCUGCUGCUGGGUGCCAGGGCUGUGGCAUACGGGGACAAAGACCUGGUUUUCCAGGGGCCAUAUCCCACUCGGGCCGUCCUGGAGGUGACCAGGGGGCUGCUGAACGUCACCUACAGCCAGGAGCUCAUCUGCCGUCAGAGGGACACACGGUCAUUCGAGGUGUGCUGCUCCAGCCAGGCGUCCCCGUGCCGGUGGCUGCCGGCACCGGUGGUGGCCGUGGGGUCCCGCACGGUGACACUGGCCCUGGGUGGCUGUGGGAUGCUGGUGCUGGGCCUGCGCUACGCCUGGGCCGAGUGGCCCUGUGAGUACCAGUCCUGCCCCCUCUACAACCCCCAGGGGCUGCCUGCACCCCCCUUCCUGCUGGACACCCUCCCCACAGGCAGCACCGACAGAGAGAGGGAGCUGCUUCUCCUCCCUGGCUCUGGGUUCUCCUGAGGGAUUUAGGGGAGAGGAGGGAGCUCAGGCUUCUGGGUCCCCUUCCGAUCCUGGGAGGCAAUGGGCUCGAUUACUGUCCUACUAAUUAAACAACUUUCCAGCUCCUCUUUGGCUUCAAGCCAAGGCUGCGGGGGGG